UGGAGAUGAGCUGUCCGUGCUAACGAACCGCCUCCCAAGAGUUAAAGAAAAAUAAUAACAGGAUUUAAAUAGGUGAUGUUAUAAUCGGAGGAUGCCCAGAUUGAUUAUAGGUGCUGUCCUUCCAGUUUUGUUCAUGUGUGAGAGCCGUUAGGAGGGAUAAAGCAAGACAGCACCUGCAGAGUCCACUUACCCUGUUUUCUUUUAUUUUUUAAUCAUCCAUGACUUCUGUUUCAUCAUCUUGCUGAAGUUUCAAACAUUUCCAACAUCGAGGCCAUCAUCAUGAUCUUCAUGUGAACUUUAGAUAUCGUCAUUUUUUUUGGCAGCAAGUCAGCAAAUCGUCAGUCUCGUAAUUUUCAUCAAUGUCGAUCUCCAAUAUCAUCUUGAGUUUGAAGUCAAUUAUAUUAAUAAUUCCUGGCUUGUGCUGUGGUUAUCAGAAGAUAAAACCUGACUGAUCGUUAAUGAACUUGACAAAAUGAUGAUUUCCCAAUUCGUUCUUAUAUCAUUUACUGGAAGACUAUGGAGGCUGUUGACUGACAUAAGUGUUGUCAACCUAACUCCACCUUGAGAUACCUCUUUUCGUCUCUGAUUUGUGAGCUGUCACUGCUUCCUAAAAUUACAACUCGGGAAUAGAAAGAAGACCGCCAUGGAAAUUGGUCUCUGGCAUAUGAAGAUUAGGCUCCCUCUGGGAGAAUGCAACCCGAGGCUUUCACCAACAUCUACGGGGUACAAGAUCCGAUUGGUCUUACUCUUCUUGAUCAUCAUAUGGUCAACAUUGCUAUCAAGUCUAGUUCUCCACUCAACCAUAGUCAUCACUAGACGUGGCGUAGUCACUGAAUCCAGCAACGACCACGACAUUGUAGAACAGGUAUCUGAAGCAAACACCAGCGGUAUCGGCCGGUGUGAGAAACGUAUCCUGCUAUUUGGGGAUUUGAGUGGCAUGAGGAGUUGGCCUGAGCUUUCCAAGUGGGUUGAGCUUCUGGAGAGAAGCCUGAGGCUUGAUCACGAGGUGAAAUUGGGAUGCAGAACCGACAGCAUGAACUGCACGGUUCUACUUUCUCUUGGGACCGAUCCGAAGAGGUUCCGCGGUAAAGACGCGGUCAUCUUUGGCAGUUUACCGCAUGCGAUGAAAGGACAGAUUGAGAUGCUGAAAACUCUUGAGCCGGGAGAGAACCAGACGUGGUUCUUCUACAGCACGGAGUCGCCGCAGCGCGUGACACUGUGGAAUCAGAAUCUGAACAUAACCCAGCUCAAGUAUCACAAGUUGAUAUCCUAUCGCUGGGAUUCCGACGUAUAUGUAUCGUUUGGAUCUUACAGUAACCAACCAACCAACACUUCCAUAAGCUUAUUGCCUCCAAAGAAACAUCUCAUAGCGUGGGUGAACAGCAACUGUGUUGAAAUAUCGUGGCCAAGAAAACCGUUCUUAAGUCGCCUCCGCGCUCGCAUACCAGUUCACGACUUUGGAGAAUGCGGGACCAAGCAGUGCGUACCUCGUCAUUCCUCUAAAUGCGCAUCAUUGAUACAAAGUUACAGAUUUCUACUUAUUCUUGGAAACGCUGAAUGUAAUGAUCUCAUCCCGUCUGAUUUCUGGUCCCUAGCUCUUGCCAAUGACGUCGUACCGGUUAUCUACGGUGUUCCCAAGUCGGACGUUGUCAAAGUUGCUCCACCUCAUUCCUUCAUCCACGUGUCUGAUUUCGAAACGGUUGGCUCAUUAGCAGACUUUCUCUUCAUGUUAGCAGAAGACGAGGAAGAGUAUGACAGAUAUUUUGCUUGGAAAAGACGCGGUAAAGUAAAAGUGACGUAUCCAAUCGCUCCAAAGCUGCUGUGCAGAACGAUUCCACACAUGUUCGAUGGUAUUCCGCAGUACCUUACCACUGUUGGUGAAUCUACCUGGUUUAAUGGUUGCCGGAAAAGACCGGAUGAGAAUUCAUUGAAACCGUUUAGCCCUGAUCAGCAGUACAGAGAAUAUAACCACUGGACUAUUUGGCGAGCGAUGUGAUCUCAAAUGAAAUACUGAUGAGGAACAAGUAAACAAAUUAAAACUAUGGAAUCUAUAUUCACGCGCGGACAUUGAAUAGCUGGAUGUGCCAUAAUCCUAGCAUGAUAGUAUGAUCCACUCAAAAUAAAUGUCAACGCCUGUAAGUUAUCAAGAGCAAAGGAUCCUAAUUCAUUCUCCGACGUAAAUCUACCACAGCUUUGAUCUAAAUAUAAAGUAUUUAAAUACAUUUAUUUAUCAAUUUGGGUGUAAGCCCGUGGUAUUCCUUUUAUAAUAUAUUUUGUAUUUAUUCAUUAAAUGACAUUUUACGCUA
This is a messenger RNA of Lytechinus variegatus (green sea urchin), 2306 nucleotides long. Its product is annotated as alpha-(1,3)-fucosyltransferase C-like. The record is from RefSeq and is a predicted model, not a curated record. The transcript has 2 exons. NCBI's taxonomy places the organism in Eukaryota, Metazoa, Echinodermata, Echinoidea, Temnopleuroida, Toxopneustidae. Gene Ontology annotation, molecular function: alpha-(1->3)-fucosyltransferase activity. The coding region runs from base 644 to 1996 and encodes 450 amino acids. Gene Ontology annotation, cellular component: membrane.